CGUCGCACCUGUCGGUCAGUCUCUGGCAGCUCUGGUUUUUGGUUUACUCAUCAAAUAAAGCAGUUUUGUUCCUAAAUGGAGGGAGUGCCCUGUAUUCGUGUGUCCCGCUGUCAUGCACAGGAGUUCAGGAGAUGUCUGCAGAGCAGAGGAGCUUUGGAUGAGAGUUUCUGCUUAGUUAAAGACUCAGAUGGGACGGUCCUCCUGCCCAUUUUACCAUCCUGUCUGUCACAACUGGAUCUCCAAACACUCAAAAACACGCUGGAUCCAGAUGUUUGUGAAAUAGUUUGGAGUCAGUCUUCACUGCAGUCAAAGAAAGCCAGAGGAAGGACAGAUGGGAACAGACUAGAGAGAAUCCUGCAGGAUCUGCUGGAGUCUCAUGGUGAAAGCUUGGUGGAGGAGCUGAGGAGGGAUCUCCCUCGCAGCUUCCAGCGGCAUGGAGACCUUGUCCUCCUGGGGGACAACUGCUUUACCCUCCCGCUGUGGAAGAAAAUGGAUGGCCACUUGUGGGGUUCAGUAGCCAGAGGACUCGGGGCAAAACGUCUGGCAAAGAUGAGUAGAAUAUCCAGGGAUGGGUUUAGGUCUCCUGCUGUGAAGAUGCUGCUGGGGCAGCACAGCUGGGUCAUACAUGUGGACAACGGCAUCAGCUAUGAGUUUGAUGUUACCAAGUGCAUGUUUUCAGCUGGAAACAUAACAGAGAAACUCCGGGUGGCUGGAUUGGACUGCAGAGGAGAAACUGUGGUUGAUUUAUAUGCAGGUAUUGGAUACUUCACUCUUCCAUACUUGGUGCACGCCAAGGCCAGCCAUGUUCACGCCUGUGAGUGGAACCCUGAUGCUGUUGAAGCUUUACAGAAAAACCUCCAGGCAAACGGGGUAUCUGACCGCUGUGCCAUUCAUCAGGGAGACAAUCGCCAACUUCAGCUGUGUGAUGUUGCUGAUCGUGUGAAUUUGGGUCUCAUCCCGAGUUCUGAGGAUGGCUGGCCCGUGGCUUGCCGAGUGCUGAAGAGAAAAAGCGGCGGCGUUUUACACAUCCACCAGAACGUCACGUCGCCUUUGCAGACCACCAGAGCUAAUGAGCCAACUCACAACGUCUCCGGGAAAAAGGUUGACAAAGAGGUGUGGCAGGACUGGGCUGAAGCCACAGCGAUGCGUAUCGCCUCUCUUUUCAGGGACAUCACUGGUGCAUUGUGGGUAACGAACAUCCAGCAUAUACAGCACGUGAAGUCAUACGCGCCUCACGUUCACCAUGUUGUGCUGGACUUGGAGUGCAGGCCGUCCUGAACUAGCAGGUACUGUGGUGCUGAACGGCUGCUGUUUACUCUAGGGAGGAAAGAUAUGUUUCUGAUACAACCAAUCACUCAACCAGCAGGUCAGGUCAUGAAAUAUUUUUAUAAGCCUUUAUUUAUCCAAGGCAGGUUGACUGAGCGCAAACACCACCUCCAACUAAUAAUCUAAAUCACACGUGGCAGCUGCCCAGGAAAACUCCAGUCUCAUCUAGCCUGAGUGUUUUCAUACUUAUGGUACCUCUGAAGCGUUUCGACCUCAGUCUUUAGAUUGGGUUAUGGCACACAUGUACUCAUAAUCACAAGAACACUCAAGCUUCUCCACCACCAAUGUUGUUGAGUUUUUAGCCAGAGCUGAAAGUUAACAUCUAAAGGAAAUGUUAAUAAGAUGUGGAUACCAUGGGGGAGAUAAUGCUGAUGCUUCUGAGUGCUUUAAUGUGAGUGGACAUAAUGGAGGUCACAUGUUUGGGCUUCACAACCAUCAGGUCUGAACUCGGUUGGACAGAUAUCCCAAAUAAGGGAAUAUCUUCCGGAUGAAUGUGUUUUAUCCUUCAAGUGAAACUCGAUACGAAGGAGUACGGGCUGGUCAAAUACAUUCUUCUGUUUGUUUGUUUUUCUCCUUUUUGUAGCCACUUUAACAGUUACACUUAGGUUUCUGAAAGCAAAAAAGGGAAUUAUUUUUGUCUUCUGUCCAUAACUGCCUGGUUUCAGUGGUGGAGUAUGUUCAUAUCCUGUAAGUUUGGACUAACAGCAGGAGGAGGAUCCAUACAGACUCCCCCACUUAACAAUAUUGAAUUAAUCUUUUUACUUAUGAACAGUACAUGAUUAAAAGUAUUGAACUUAUGCUUCAAGUCAUGUUUUGGGUUUUUCUGAAUGAAUAUAUUUUUGUUUUGUAUUGUAUUUUUGCAUUCCUAACUUUAUGUUUGUAAGGAAAAGCUCAAGGAUUGCUUGAAUCAUUUCACUGAAAGAAUAAUAUAUAAAUCUGAGAUUUUAAAUCUUUGUUCUUGAUUUGAUGCCAGUCUUUUAAAAACACUUGAAUUGUUUAACUCCUGAGAAUAAUUAUCUGGUUUAGAAAUGUUUCCCAUGCAUCCUCUUUGUCCGUCAUCAGGGAACAGGCGGGGAACAUCCUGAAAGGGUUGCCAGUCUAUCCUAGAGCCGCACUGGGAUGAACUAGACCAGGGGUAGGGAACCCUGGUCCUACAGAGCCGCACUGCUGCAUGUUUUACAUGUUUCUCUGCUUCAUCACACCCUGACACAAAGGACUGUGUCAUCAACAGACUUGUGCAGACCUGGAUGAGAAGCUGAUGAUGACUGUUAAUUAGAAUCAGGUGUGGUGAUCCAAGGAGACAUCUAAAAAAUGCAGGACUGGGGGUCUCAAGGACCAGGGUUUAAGACCCCCUGAACUAGAAAAUCAAUCAUGCACACUCAAACUUAAAGAGAUAAUGCCAUGUAGCUCCUCUGUAUUCUUCUCCCUGAGCUGUCUCCAGGAUGAACUCGUGGUAUUCUACUGCAGACA
This is a messenger RNA of Cololabis saira (Pacific saury), 2796 nucleotides long. It is a transcript of the gene tyw2, whose product is annotated as tRNA methyltransferase 12 homolog. Gene Ontology annotation, molecular function: tRNA methyltransferase activity. The transcript is spliced from 7 exons. NCBI's taxonomy places the organism in Eukaryota, Metazoa, Chordata, Actinopteri, Beloniformes, Belonidae. Gene Ontology annotation, cellular component: cytoplasm. The coding region runs from base 76 to 1278 and encodes 400 amino acids. The record is from RefSeq and is a predicted model, not a curated record. Gene Ontology annotation, biological process: tRNA methylation.